CGUCACGGCAGCCAAUCUCACCUUCGGAUAUUUUUGUAACAACUUAUAGACAAGUCUAAAACUCCAUUUUUUUCCUGUGAACUCUGUUUUUUCACAAACAAUAGGAAUGGGGAGGUUUUCCCCAAAAUGAAAAAGUAUAAAGCAGAGGUCUCGGGCUUUCAAAACCAAAUUCGACAUAGUGAAAGAACACAGAACGACAAGCACCGAGCACCUACCAACAAUGAAUAUCCAAGGCCUAUUUUUUCUGCUAUCAACCCUUGCUAUUUCCUGCAUGACAAUCACAGAAGCCAGAUGUGGGUCCCAUCGUAUCUCCCCCAAAAAGACCCUGAAACACCUUCGAAAGAACUACAUUUUUGUCGAGGACCCGUCAGCGGCGAUGAACCGCAGGCUCAAACGUGAUAUCAUAGCCAAUUCUGAAAGUCCUCGUAUGUCUGGCGUUGUCGGAGACUCUAGUUGCCCAUGGAGAUGGACGAAUGACGUAGACAGCUCAAGGAUUCCUCGGGUCAUACAGAAAGCUGAGUGUAGCGACUGUGCGCGCCAUUGCCGUCCCGUCUACUACAAACAUAAGGUUCUAUUCAAGCGAUGCGAUGCUGCUAUCGGCUACCGUGUGCAUAUGUGGAUGGACGCCUCCCUCCCGGUCGCCUUCGUGUUCCGGCACUAAAUCUUUUUAUAUAGGUAGACUUUUCCCUGUUUCUGACUUGUGUGGAAAUUGUUAAAGUCCAUUUGUCCGAUUUGCGUGACAUUGCUUUUGUUUUGAAAACUCUCUGAAUCAUUUUUGAAAAUACGCCUUUCCUUGAUUUUUUUAAUCCUUUUGGCAAAGGAUCAAGCUUUUUUAGGUUAAAUAAGGAUGGAUUGAAAUUCACAGUGAUUCUAGGGGAUUUAAUUCACUGCUGAGAUGGGCAUUGCAUAGAGUUUCCUAGCCUAAUCAACGAGUGACGCAAGUCGGGGUCGACGGGCUUUAAUGUUGUUAUUCUUGAUUUUGAAACUUUGAAAUUCUGUACUGAAAAGUUUCGAGGGAAAAGCACGCAUCAUUUUUUCUUUCGUUUUUAAGUAUUUAGACUCUCGUUAUUUUGAGAAGAAAAUACCACUAUAACUGUAACAUUUUAUGUUAAGAAAUAAUUGAGCCAUUUUGAAUUUAGGAUGGAUUGAGUUCCAUAGUCAUUUGAGUGGAUUUAGAUAAUUUACAUAUUGUCACGCAAGUCUUGACAUUCGUCACGCAAGUCCUCAUAUUCGUCACGCAAGUCAUGACAUUCGUUACGCAAGUUGGGCUUGAAAGUUAUAUAGAACUGCAGGCAGUUUGUAUUUAAGUAUGACUUUUCCUCCUGGUAAGAAUACGUAAUUACGACAAGCAAAGUUUGAUCUGAGGGUCUGGUUAACCCUUUCGGAUUGAAAACAAAGCCCGUUUUGGUUAGACACAAAAAGAAAAAUAAACGGAUAUAUAUUUAUUUAUCUAUUUAUUCUAGCAUCACAAAGUACUUUAAAAAUUACAUAUUUCAAAAUUUUUUUAGCUUUUUUAAUAAAUUCUUCACUUACUUAUCGACGUAGAUAACACUUGGUGUAAGAGUACUGUUCAUAUAACACUCUGUAUCAUAUUGAUAUAGGUAUCAAUACUACUUAUUGCUAUAGAAUGUUGUCACAAUAAGCAAGCUUUGCUUGAUAUUUAGUAGUAUGCUUAUGUACAUAUUCUUAUGUUUUAUUAUCUUUAUAAACAUCUGUAGACAACGUUUCAUCUGAAGAGCAUAACAAACCGGAUUUGUAUUCAAAUUGUGUUACGCCCUUAUUCGUAUUGGUAGAAACAGGAAAUAUAUUUAAACUAUAAAAGAGAGUAAUACACAAUGAUAUCGGAAUGUAAGAAUGAAGAAAAUAAAUGAUAAUCUAUCAA
This is a messenger RNA of Nematostella vectensis (starlet sea anemone), 1882 nucleotides long. RefSeq lists its product as uncharacterized. Bases 221 to 661 code for a protein of 146 amino acids. The record is from RefSeq and is a predicted model, not a curated record. NCBI's taxonomy places the organism in Eukaryota, Metazoa, Cnidaria, Anthozoa, Actiniaria, Edwardsiidae. The transcript has 2 exons.